CUCUCUAUUAUGUCCGUAGACUUGGGUAGUGAAUGGAUCAAGGUUGCCAUAGUCAAGCCUGGUGUUCCUAUGGAAAUCGCUCUGAAUGCAGAGUCCAAACGAAAGUCACCAGCGGCAGUUUCCAUCAAAGAUGGCGAACGUUUAUUUGGAGACUCAGCACUUGCUGUAAGCGUUAAAUCUCCUAAAAAUGCUUACAUAUAUGUUCUUGACAUACUUGGUAAAAAGUUUGAUAACCCAUUGGUGGAAUUAUACAAGAAGAGAUUUCCUUUUUAUGAACUAGAAAAAGACGAAAAGACGGGUGCAGUUCGAUUUCGACAUGACAGUGAAACUACCUACACACCUGAAGAAAUUAUCGGAAUGAUACUACAACAUGCUCGUCAAAUUGCAGCAGAUUUCACUGGUCAACCAAUUGAUAAUGCUGUAAUCACUGUCCCUCCUUAUUUCAAUCAAGCAGAAAGAAAUGCGUUAUACGUAGCUGCAAAUAUUUCCGGCUUAAAUAUUCUCCAACUUAUGAACGACAACGCUGCAGUUGGCCUCAAUUUUGGCAUGUUCAGAAGAUCAUCAUUUGGUAGCAAGGAGAAAAUUUUUCUCUUCUACGACAUGGGCUCUAGUAGUACUUCUGCUACCGUUGCAAGCUACAAAACUGUCGGAAGGAAAGAAACUGGACUUUCUGAAACAUUACCUCAAUUACACAUUAUGGGUGUUGGAUUUGACCGUACACUCGGAGGGAAAGAAAUGGAUUUACGUUUAAGAGAUUAUUUACUGAAAGAAUUUAAGAAACAAGGUAAAACAAAGGACGAUAUUACUAAAUCGCCUCGAGCUAUGGCAAAACUAUUGAAAGAAGCUCAUAGAGUGAAAAAAGUUUUAAGUGCUAAUGCUGAUCACUUUGCACGGAUCGAAAAUUUGUACAAUGGCAUUGAUUUUCGAACGAAAGUUACACGAGAAGAAUUUGAGAAACUAUGUAGCGACUUAUUUAAAAAAGUUUCUACACCUAUAAGAAAUGCAUUAAGGGCUGCCAAUGUUGUUCUGGAUGAAAUUGAACAAGUCAUUCUAAUUGGUGGUUCAACAAGAGUCCCUAAAGUUCAAUCAGAGUUACUUAAAGCUAUUAAAAGGGAUGAACUGGGAAAAAGUCUAAAUACAGAUGAAGCAGCAGCUAUGGGUUCCGUUUACCAAGCUGCCUCCUUAGGAAAAGGAUUUCGAGUUAAAAAAUUCUUAAUUAAAGAUAGCAACCCAUACGCUAUACAGAUUAGCUAUGAUCGCAAAAGUGAAACAUCGUCAGAGGCGAAAAAGCGUAUUCAGUUAUUUCCACGCGGCAAUCCAAUACCUCAGAGAAAAGUUGUGACAAUUAAUAAAUUGACUAGAGACUUCCAUAUUGAUGUUGAUUACGUUAUUCCUGAGAAUACUAAGGACAAUGUUGUUCGAAUGCACGGUAAUCGAGAACUCUUGCGUUACCAAUUGUCUGGAGUAACUGAUAUAUUUUCCAAGUAUGUCGAUAAAGCUGAAAGCAAGGGCAUAAAAGUACAUUUUCGACUUGAUGACCAUGGCCUUUUCCAUCUAGACUCUGCCGAAGCAAUUUUUGAAACUAAGUCCUCCCUGGAUGGUGCAGAAGAAUCUACGUUUUCUAAAAUUGGAAGUAAUAUUUUGAACUUCUUUUCUGGUUCUAAAGAUGAUAAUGGCGAUCCUGAAGUAACUGAAACCCAAAAUACCACAGCAAAUGCUACGACUACUGAUACCAAUAAUACUACCAACGGCACAGCUACUAAAGAUGCAUCUCCCAAAUUGGUAGUAAUUAAAGAGCCGAUAACAAUCACCGUUGAACACUUAGAUAUGGAAUUACCACCCAAAGAAGCCAUCAAAGCAUCAAUCGACAAAUUGGAGGAACUAACAAGACGUGAUGUUGAAAAGAAAGCUAGAGAAAUAGCCAUGAACUCGUUAGAGUCAUAUAUUGUAGAUACACAAGAUAAACUAUAUUCUGAAGCCUUUGAAGCAGUUUCUACUGAAGAUGAAAGGAGCAAGCUAAGGGAGACCUUAUCAGAAUCAUCAGAAUGGUUAUACGAAGACGGCUUUAAUGCAGAUACCAAGACUUAUAAACAACGUUUGGAAAGUCUUAAGGAACAAGCUAAGGAUAUAUUCUUUCGAGUUAAAGAGCGUAAACUAAGACCAAAAGCAUUGAAAGCAUUAAAAUCGGAAUUAAAUCAUACUGUACACUUUAUAAAUCUUAUGAAAAAUUUAACUAGUUAUAAUAGUACCGCUGAUGCACCAUUUACUGAAAGUGAAUUCAAAGAGUACUCUGAAUUAUACAAUGAAACAAAGAAUUGGAUGAAAACUGUAGCUGAAAAAGAAGAUAAACUAGUGCCAACGGAGAAUCCGACCAUUCUUUCCAAUGAUAUUAAUAACAAAGCAUCAAAACUUCGUCGUGAGACUUCUUACUUGGUAGAGAAGCUUCAAAGAUAUACUGAAAGGAUAGAAGCUAAGAAAAAAGCGGAAAAAGAAGCGAAAGAGGCCGCAAAGAAAGCCGCCAAGGAAGCAGCCAAGAAAGCUGAAAACGAUAAAAAAACCACUACAGAAGGAAAAGACCAAGACAAACCGGAUGAUACUGCUGAAUCGCAAUCUGAUAAUGAAAAUAGUAAGGUAAACUCUAAGGAAGAGAAAAAAGGUGACGAUAAGCAAGAAAAUGCUGAUGAAAAACAUUCUGAAUUAUAA
Molecule: messenger RNA, 2703 nt
Organism: Trichoplax adhaerens
Lineage: Eukaryota; Metazoa; Placozoa; Uniplacotomia; Trichoplacea; Trichoplacidae
Exons: 25
Biological process (GO): negative regulation of hypoxia-induced intrinsic apoptotic signaling pathway; endoplasmic reticulum unfolded protein response; cellular response to hypoxia
Cellular component (GO): endoplasmic reticulum chaperone complex
Molecular function (GO): ATP-dependent protein folding chaperone; ATP binding
Source: RefSeq, a predicted model, not a curated record